Neolamprologus brichardi is the source of this 1506-nucleotide messenger RNA. RefSeq names its product proline-rich protein 15. The record is from RefSeq and is a predicted model, not a curated record. NCBI's taxonomy places the organism in Eukaryota, Metazoa, Chordata, Actinopteri, Cichliformes, Cichlidae.
UUUUAUCAAGAACUGCUGAGCAGUAGAGCGGAGUUAUUUAAUAAGAGCAACAUAAAAGAAAGAAAAGAUUUUGUUCUGGGAAGUGUAAGGAGACAGAGUACUUGGCUCGUGCGUAAGAUGGAUACGUCUACGAACCUUUGAAGGACUGUUGUCACUGCUGUUCCAGGUGUUGCACCAGUAAAGAAGAGGACACCGAAUGCUGUUUAUAGAUAGCUCGUCACGAUUAAAAGCCCGACGCUGACACUUUUAUUAGGGUCGUUUUAACUGUCCACACCACCUCUUGCAACACAGGUCACUGCAUCCCUUUAGUCAAAGAUGACAGAGAGGACCCCAUGGUGGAAGGCAUUCCUGCCAAAGAAAAAGACCUCCAAGGAUCAAGCCUUUGAUGUGAACUUUGACCCUUGGGCAAAAGCCUCUCCUGCAGCCUCCAAGGCCUCCCAGCCGGUGUCCAACAACAGCUCCAGCCUGCUCAGCGAUGAAACCUUCGACGACUCCCAACUGGACUCGGUCUUCAAUGAGCAGACUUGUCGCAGGAACAUGAAUAUAUCGCGCUCAGGCCGAUUCAAAGAAAAGAAGAAGAUCCGUACAACUAUUCCAAUAGAGCAGAAAGAGAAAGAGAACGUGACGUCUGGGAGAGAGGACGCACGGUGACAGCAAGGAGUAAAAAGCCGGGCGAUCAAAGACUGCUUUACAGAGAUGCUUGAAGACGGAGGAGAAGGAGAAAUCAAGGUCUACGAAGAUGUUUCACUCUCAUGAAGCAUGCCAGGAAUUCUGCUGAUUUUUCUUUUUUUUUCUUUUUUUAUAUGUUGGUGAUAAUGAAGAUGAUGAGCAUUCAUGUUUUAGCCCAAUACUGGAAAAAAAGGAUGAUUUUAGACAUUUGUUGAUGCACUUUGCCAGAAAGCCAAAAAAAAAACCAGUGUCAGCAAUAUUACACUUAGAAAACCGGAGGUACAGCCUUGAAACAGUCAGCACUUAAGAGGCCAGUGUAAUUAUUAUCCUGUACUAUUGCUUUAAAAUGCACGAGCCUCGAAUGCCCUUUCUCCUUUCAGUGCUCCAUAUGUGUUUCAGGAAGGAAACAUAAAAUGUUUACAUUUUUUCUGUAAUAAGAUUAAUAGAAAAUAAUAUCUAAUAAUAUAAACCUAAUAAUGAAGGAUAUGUGUAACAAUAAUUUUACAGUGCUUUUUAUAAGGGCUAUAAGGGUGUUUAUGAAGGUGUAAAUGGUUCCUUUAUGUAUGUGUGUGUGUGAAGAAAACAGAGAGAGAGAAAAAUGGUUUGUUAGCAGCGCUAGGUCAGAUGCACAAAACUUGUCGGCAAAAUGCAUAAAAUACUUCAAUGAAGGAUUCAAAUUGACAUAUUGCACAAAGCCUUUAGCAAAGCCAUCACUGCUGAAAUCUCCAGGCAGAUGAGAUGAGGACAAGGAAGUGAUGUUAAUUUCUUUUUAAGACUUCUCUGCUCUUAGAAGGCCUUUGAAUAGUUUUAUAUGAAGGCAAAAUAUGAGAAAUAAAU